AUGUUAUCGCAAAGUCUGGCUUUUUUACUCUUUGGAGGAACAUUCGUAACGUGUUUAUCAACAGACAAGUUUGACACCCAACCAAACUUCGAUGUUGCACUCGUUGACGUUGUCCCGACUGUUCCUACGUUCGAAAACCUUGCGAUCCGAAAAACUGGCGAAGUCCUUGUCACUUCUGUUGCCUCUUCCUUAUUAUACCAAAUUUCGCCCAAUGCUAGCUACUUGCCUGUACUUGUUGCCGAAAUACCCAAUUUUACGGGUAUACUAGGUAUCGCCGAGCUACAGACGGAUUUGUUUUACGUUGUUUCCUCCAACCUGACUGGAACCGCCUGUUCGAACGCGGUCUGGGAGAUCGACCUACGCAACUCUACCGUUACACCUUCUGGAGAAGCCUCUCACCAGGUAAAAGCAUCUCUGAUCAAGGAGUUUUGUACGGCACGACAACUAAACGGCUUGACUACUUUGUCCACGAACGAUACAUCCAACCUUUUGAUCUCCGACUCGGCGAACGGUACGGUGUACAAGCUGGACGUCAAAACCGGAGACUACAACAUCGUCUUGGAAGAGCCAGAGUUUGAUCCCCUUGAUACGGGUAUAAGUGUUGGCAUCAACGGCAUUCACGUUUACGAUGAAGCACUAUACUUCACAAGCCUAGACCAAGGGUUGUUUGCUAGGAUUCCGAUAUCUCUUGAAACUGGCUGUGCUACUGGCGCGGUCGAGAUCCUUGCGACAAACAUCACCUACGGCGACGAUUUUGCGAUCUCUCCUCAGGGUUCGCACGCUUGGAUAGCUACAAACGGUCCUAACGAGAUCGUCGAGGUCGACAUUGCGAACAAAACCCAGCGUAUAGCGGCCAGUUCUCCUUUCCUAGGAUCUGCAUCGUCGGUAGCAUUUGGCUAUUGGCAGUCAGAGAGGAUUCUAUAUGUAACUGGUGGAUUGGCUGUUGGAAUAUCUUCUAACAACACUCGAGGUCAUCUCGCCGCCGUUAGGUUAGACUGA
Molecule: messenger RNA, 999 nt
Organism: Alternaria arborescens
Lineage: Eukaryota; Fungi; Ascomycota; Dothideomycetes; Pleosporales; Pleosporaceae
Exons: 1
Coding region: 1-999 (332 amino acids)
Source: RefSeq, a predicted model, not a curated record